AUGCAUGGUUUUGCCGAUCGGCGAUCGCAAAAGGGAAGCGAGCUCAUGCUCGUGCAGCUGUUUCUUCGUCUAGCCCAGCAGGCGGCUCAGCAGGCGGCGCGGCAGGCUGCCUCGUUCGUCGGUGGAACUCUCAGAUCUGGGGCCAACGAUAUUCGGCUUUACGUGCGGACUAACCCCUGGAGCGUUACGGUGCUGAGCUUCCUGGGAGGCCUGGUCCUGAUGUCGUCUUUUAUUGGCCUCUUCUGGCUGCCGGGGAUCCUUAACCCACUCGCAUACAUUCUGCAAUUCUAUCAGGCCUUCUUUGGUUUCCUCAUAUGCAUGAUCGACGGGCCAGCCAGCACCAGAUUCCCGAUGACGAACGCAAAGGUAUUACAGCACGCCUCAUUUCUGGCUAAUAACUACAGCAGGGCCCUGUUCUAUCUGUUCAUCGCGUGCUGGGAGGGUAGUCAAAAUCGGUGGUGGGAUUGGGCUAUUGGAUGGUACUUCGCUGCCAUCGCAGUCCUGUAUGUAGCCGUGCAGCUUGUUCAGCGUGACCAGAGCCGCGACCUGAGCGCGCCAUUAGCAACCAGCUAA
Molecule: messenger RNA, 573 nt
Organism: Prorocentrum cordatum
Lineage: Eukaryota; Dinophyceae; Prorocentrales; Prorocentraceae
Source: the annotation of a GenBank genome assembly